Molecule: messenger RNA, 2964 nt
Organism: Lindgomyces ingoldianus
Lineage: Eukaryota; Fungi; Ascomycota; Dothideomycetes; Pleosporales; Lindgomycetaceae
Product: kinase-like protein
Exons: 3
Coding region: 1-2964 (987 amino acids)
Biological process (GO): protein phosphorylation
Molecular function (GO): protein kinase activity; ATP binding
Source: RefSeq, a predicted model, not a curated record
AUGGAGAGUUCCCUCUUGCAGCCACCGCAAAAUGCGGGCACAAAGAGUCGCGCGAUCCAGCAGGCAAAAGAGAUGGAGAUGCUAGUCGCAGAGAGGGCGAAGCGCAGCGGAGAUGAACCGCCACCUUAUGGAUUCUCUGAAUUGAUUGGGAAGGGCUCGUAUGGUCGUGUCUUUAAAGGCAUCAAUCCCGCAACCGGUGGACUGGUUGCGAUCAAGAUCAUCGAUAUUGACAAGGUCGACUAUGAGGAAAUGACCACGAAGAACCUGGAAGAAACGCUAAAAGAGAUCAGGAUUCUGCAGCAGUUACGGGAUAGCAAGGCGCGUCCGUACGUCAAUAUCAUUGAAGAGGCCCGAACCGUCCACAAUGAGCUCUGGAUCAUCAGCGAAUAUUGCAGCGGCGGCAGCGUGCACACUCUCAUGAAGCCAACAAUGACACUUCAGAAUCCCGGCCUAGAUGAGAAGUACAUCAUAGCUAUCGCACGUGAACUAGCGUUGGGACUUAAGUACAUCCACGAAGCAGGCGUUUUACAUCGGGAUCUCAAGUGCAACAAUAUUCUUGUCAAUGAAGAGGGUCGAGUGCAGUUGUGCGACUUUGGUGUCUCAGGCCAGUUGGAGCCCGAAAUCGCGAAACGCUCGACGAUCGUUGGUACACCUUACUGGAUGGCUCCAGAGUUACAAAAGGAAUGGGUGAAAGAUGCGGAUCCCAGCAGCAUGGUCCGACCGAAUGAAGUUCUUUAUGGUUCCGAGGUCGAUAUCUGGGCAUACGGAUGCACAGUCUUCGAAAUGGCGACCGGUUUUCCUCCAUUCCACAAAACUGUUCAAUGGAAACUUCCCGAGAGUGGCAUUCCUCAACUCGAAGGCGCUAGGUUUUCUGAUAAUCUCAAGAGUCUCGUUGCUUUCGUCCUCGCACCCAAUCCUCAGGAUCGUCCAACGUCAGACCAAAUUCUAGAGCAUCCAUUUCUCGCAAACACUACCAAGAUGUAUCCUUCUUAUAUUCUGGUCCAGCUUGUGGAGCGCUACUAUCGUUGGGAACAGGGCGGAGGCGCUCGCGCUUCACUCUUCAAUCCCUAUGGUGCUCAAGCACCUGAUCCCCUUGCUCCAGAGAUCGAAGACGAUGAAGAUGACUGGACGUUCAGCACCACUGAUGAUUUCGAAAGGCAAAUUGGCGGCCAGUUUCCUGACCCAUUCUCCGGCUCACCGUCUGGUCAAAAUUUCAUGAGCGCGCCUCCCCCUGACGACGAUCGCUUUGCAAAGUUACAGGCAAGUAUCAAGGAAGAGCAAAUCAAACGAGGAAAGCGGCGCCUGGAUCGAGUAUUCGACCAGAAUUCAACACCCUAUCGGUACAGCGGGGUAGGGUCUGAUCGACCUCCUUCUGACCUCGUUCUUCGUGACUUCAACCCCGGUGCACCAAAUCGAGAAACGGUUAUUGACUUAGACUUUGCUGCACCCUCGGUAGCAGAUGUCCCUAGUAUUGAUCUUGGCGAGGUACCCACCUUGAAAGCUAAUCGAAUGCAUCGGCUGCUCCGCGAAACAGAGCUGGAGGAGGAAGAAGAAGGGCAUGAUUCCUUCUCGCAGAAUCAACUAACGAAACGCGCAACUCGUGACUGGAAAUUUCCAGUUAUGGCAGAGGACCCUAUGCCGGCGAAACCAAUUCCAGAAAAGCCGAAUCGACGGACAAUGGAGUGGACUUUUGAUGCGUCCAUGGCUGAGGCAAACUACGAGCCUCUUCCCAAAGAACUUCGGUUUUCUCGCCGACGUGAGACCCAAGAACUUACCGUCCCAAUGAUGACUGCGCCUCUAGAAGACAACCGCCGGACUCGCGAUUUUGUCUUUCCACCGAGGGAGCCAGCCGAGAGUCAAAGCAGCAUGUCUGAUCAAGGCCCUGUCUUCGCGUCUUCACCCACACUUGGACCUGACUUCCGACCGAGUUUGAGACAUGCUACGACUGAACCUGUUGGCUCGUUCGACGAUUAUCCUCGUAUUAUCUCGGCGCCAGAUUCCCCCCUUCGAACUUCAAUGAUAGAUUUGGACAUGGCGAACAUUGAUGAUUAUCGCCCGUCCACCGCCGACUCAGCAUCAACGUCCACAUAUACGGCAGGAACAGAGGCCACGAACGGCAAUCCCUUUGAUCUCGAAGACCAAGUCCAUCUCUCACAGAAUAACAACCGUGCCUCGUACCACAUGAAAUCGCAAUCCGAACCCAAUCACGCCAUCCCUGGUCUUCUCACACCUAACGCUUACGACGAGCAAGAGUACCCCACAGAGCAAGGACACCCUCACUCCAUGCACGCCCGGGGUGUCUCUUCCGUCUCGCAGAUGCAAGUGAAGCCCCCGCCAAACAACAUGGGAUACAGUCGACAGCGCAGCCAGCAAGUAGUCUGGGAUAGCUGGAGCCACCAAGCCGCCUACAACAUCGAUGAGUCCCCACCCGCAUCCGUGUCAACCUCUGGCUCAGCCGAAGACGAAGACUCCGUCGACGAACUCUGGGAACAAUAUGAAAGACAAGCCCAGCAGUCACAACGUCGGCUCUACGACCGCGGACCCUCGAGUAUGCGCUCCCGGAGAACCGCAUCGACGGAUGAUGACCUUGCGCGCUCUUCCGACGCAGAUGCGGAAGAAUACGCGGACGAUAAUGAUGGCCUUGCUUUCCAGCGCCCGGCCACACGUACGUCAACGCUCAUAUCCCGCGUCAGCGUUGGGCCUAACGGGAAGCCGCUUGUCGAUUUCCCGGUCCCGAGGGGUCCUGAUCCUGAAGCGCUAGUCGGUGUGGAGAGUGACCCCAUCAUUCUGAGUAAUGCGUUGUGGAAGAGUACGACGGAGUUAAGGGAUGGAUUGAGGGCAAGUAGGGAUUUGUUGAAAGCAAUGAGGUUGGAGGAGAUGAAACCUCCGGGAAUGGGAAUGGAGGGGUUAAGUGAAGAGGAGGGAGAUGGGGAGGGGCAGGGAACGGUUAGGGUGGCGAAGUGA